CUAAGUUUCUUUCUUUCUGUUUAAAACUGUUACUAAAAAUGUUUGAUAAACUGCAUCAUGGACUUGUGAAUUCAGGUAGUUACAGCUACUGCACAGUACUUCAGAAUACACUUGCAAAUAGCUUUCCAAACAACUGUCAAAACGUCUUUGUUGUAAAGUACUCUGUUUAAAUGUGUAUAACUAUACUGCCAUACAAUUUCUCCUAGUUAUGUCUGAGCAAAACCUGUGUCAGCCCUCAGCUUACGUCCGUUGGAGCGAUGAAGAAACGCGGGUGUUAAUAUCCAUAAUAAGGGAAGAGGGUGUGAUGAGGCAGCUUGAUCGCCCGAAGCUACGGAACAGUUUUGUCUACCAAAAAGUAGUUGAUGCUCUUUCUAAUCAAGGGAUUGAGCGCACAGUCCCCCAAACGAGGGACAAAUUCAAAAAACUGAAGCAGUCCUACCUGCAGGAACGGGCAAGACGGUCCCGUUUGGGAGAAGAAGGACGGUCCCAGUUUCGUUUCUGGGAAGAAAUGAACUGUUUGUUGGGGCAGCGGGCAGUAGCAUCUGUGACUGCCUGCUUGAUUGACACCUCCCAGCCCUCAAUGUCUGCAGCAUCUUGCACCUCUCCUAAUCAAGAAGGCUCCAGCACUAGUACCACUCUUCCAGCCCUGUCACAGUCAGCAGUCGGAGCAUCGUCACAGUUUGGCUCACAGCAUGCUGAAUGGGUGGAGGAGCUCUGUAACCCAGAUGCUCCUUCUGUGGAGCUGCAAGAGGAGGACAUAGAGAUAGGAACCUCGGUGGGUGGGCCUGCACCUCCUGCUCUGCACGCACAGUCUGGUGUUGUGGCUGACCGAGCACGACGUCAACAGUACCCUUCAGCGGCAGAGUACAGGCAAUCCAGUCUCAUGGAAACAAGACUGUUGAGACGCCAGAUGCAGGCCACCGCUGCCAGACAACAGAUGCUGUUCCAACAAGCAGAGCGUCGUCGUCAACGAAACUGGGCUAGGUGGAUGAGGCAGCAACACCAGCAACACCAGCAAAUGGUGGCAAUGUUCUCAGAGUUUCUACAGAGCAUUGCUGAGACUUCGAGAGCUGCCACGGUUAUGGUUGACGUUGGCACUGACCCAGUACCAAUGCCCAGUGUUUCCUCUUCUGGCAGGGGAUGAUCUGGUGUCAUUCGUCGGUCCGGUUGCCUUUCUCAAGGCAUUUGCACCAGGGGAGGAAGACGUCAUGCCUCGAAAAUUUUAAAUAAAUGUAUAUACUUUUGUUGUGUUUUUCUGUAUUUGCUUUCCAACAACUGAUUUACAUUGGUGUAUUUUUAACCAUGAUUUUUGUAAUCCAACGGUUGUGUUUUAUAGCUUUAAAAAUGAAAGAUAUUAAAGAUGCCCUAUGAACUUAAGUAACAAUCCAGGGAAACAACUGGUGAGCUGGAGAUCACAUAUUUUACAGCCCCUUUCAAUUUGGAGACAGAAGACUUUUAAGACCAUUGCCCCUGUAGCAGAGGAAUUCUAUGGUACAACAAAUUAUGUUUAUAAUGAUAUUAUACAAUAAUAAUACAUACGUUAGCUACUAAACCGUCA
This is a messenger RNA of Polyodon spathula (Mississippi paddlefish), 1558 nucleotides long. RefSeq lists its product as uncharacterized. The record is from RefSeq and is a predicted model, not a curated record. Bases 209 to 1144 code for a protein of 311 amino acids. The transcript is spliced from 3 exons. Lineage: Eukaryota; Metazoa; Chordata; Actinopteri; Acipenseriformes; Polyodontidae.